Molecule: messenger RNA, 732 nt
Organism: Scylla paramamosain (green mud crab)
Lineage: Eukaryota; Metazoa; Arthropoda; Malacostraca; Decapoda; Portunidae
Product: nuclear pore complex protein nup54-like
Exons: 2
Coding region: 1-732 (243 amino acids)
Source: RefSeq, a predicted model, not a curated record
AUGUGCUCCUCGGACGUCAAAAAAGAAGAGAGCAACGAUAGUCUGCCGCUGCCCAGCGCAUCGGUAUCGUCCGGGGUUCCUCCCUACCUCCGCCAGCUCUGGGGUGCCGGGGGGACCCAGAGGCGGAACCGCCCCGGUCCCGCCUCUCGACUCCAGCAAGGUGAAGACAUACCACCCCUCAACACCCCUCCCAUCCCUCGCGCCACACCGCCCCUCACCCCUGCCACCCCGACCGCCUCCCCUGCCCAUCUAGCCGGCACAAGAGGAGUGCCUGGCUCCCCUGCCCUCACAACCCCGCCCACCAGCUCAUCCAGAACCGUGGCCCUCACCGCCACUACCACCGCUUCCGCCGCCGCCUCAACCUCUAACUCUGUCACUCCUCACGGCUUCGGCAGCGGCGUGGGAGGACGUGGGGGAGCCGGGAGAGGCUCCACCUAUUCAUCUUACUGUGGCGGCAACAACACCACCACCAACAACAAUGUCACCGGCGACGGCAAGGGGCGCGGGGUCACCGGGGCCUACUCGGGGCCGUACCGGGGCUCCUGGGCGGACCAGUACCGGGGCAUGGGCCGCGCCACUCCGCCCCAGUACAUGGCCAGCACAAACACCCGCGCCUCCAGCGCUCACGGUUACGAUUACACCUGCGCCCAGCAACACCAGCAACAACAACAGCAGCAACAACAGCAACAGCAGCAGCAGCGGGGCCCAACACAUGUACAAUGGCGGCUAUAG